Molecule: messenger RNA, 6567 nt
Organism: Salvelinus fontinalis (brook trout)
Lineage: Eukaryota; Metazoa; Chordata; Actinopteri; Salmoniformes; Salmonidae
Product: sorbin and SH3 domain-containing protein 2-like
Exons: 25
Coding region: 66-4844 (1592 amino acids)
Cellular component (GO): plasma membrane
Molecular function (GO): protein binding
Source: RefSeq, a predicted model, not a curated record
CUGAUUUCCUUUAUUCCAGGAAAGUGUACCCAGCUACGGUAGAACUGUUAGGAGAGCUCUUCAACAUGAAUACAGAUAGUGGAGGACGCGCUCGCAGCAGCGCUGCCUUGGUACUCACCCUCUCCCACAUGAAGCGGGUCCAGAGCGUCCCCAAUCUGGCUACAGGGAGUGAGUCUCACUCAUCAGAUUCAGAUGCUUGGAGGUCGCGUAGCACCGACGGCCUGAGGAACGGCGACGACGUCAGUUCUUCCCUGGCUGCCAAGGGCUUCCGCAGCGUCAGGCCCAACCUGCAAGACAAGAAGUCCCCCACACAGGCUGUCAAUCAGGUCCCCCUCCCGCCCCCUAGGAGAGAGAGCUACCCCUCCCCCGCCACAGGUGCUAUCCCCCCCUCCUACAGCUCCCUCCUAGCCGAGACCCUCGGACCCGGGAUGCUAGCCCUCUCCAACGAGAAGGCCAUCCUCAAUGAGUCGUACACAGUCAAGAGCAGGUCUUCUUACUCCCACCAUCAGAGUACUACCACCACUUUUGCACCUCAACCCCAAUCUGAACCCGAACCCGAACCCGAACCGAACCCCCAGCCCCCACAAACAAACCCUCAGUCUCCCCUCGCCAGCCCCAUCCCCUAUGACACCAGCAAGGUCAAAGCCUCCACUGCUACUUCCUCCACCACCACCCAGCUUCAGGCUGCAGAGCGCAAGGUGUCCUCCCUCAGACUCACCCCCGUCACCAUCCCUGAUCCCCCCUCCCACCAACCCAUCCCCCAGCCUGAGACUCUCACCACCUCCCUUCCUCCCCCUAACCUUCCCCCCCGUAGAGACUCCUCCAUCGGCCCCCAAAGCCAGCACACAGCCUCCCUCUCCGUCCAGAUGGCCCCGCGGAACCCCAAACCACCGGGCUCCAAGGCUCCUACCCUGGAGCCCAAGGCCCCAGCCCCAGCUUCUGACCCUGGGGAGGGCAGGAAGGUGAAGGCCCCCCCUCCAGUUCCACCUCUACCGUCCGCAGCGAAUGUGGUGGGCCAAGCUAUUCAAGUGGCUAUGAAUGGAAGUGCGCCCCACCCCCAGAGGCCCUCCUCACCCCCGGCCUACCCCCCUCUCCCCGCCUCGUUCAGCCCAGGGGGGGUUCACAUGCAGAGUCGGAGCGCAGGUUCCGAGUCGGUGACGUCGGGCCACACCAGCGUGAGCAGCACGGUGCCCAUCGCCCGCUUUUCAGAGGAGGAGAAGAGGGUGUCGGUCAUCAAGGCGCCCCACUACGAGGGCAUCGGCCCCGUGGAUGACACGGGCAUCCCAAUCGCCAUUCGCACGACGGUGGACAGGCCGAAAGACUGGUACAAGACCAUGUUCAAGCAGAUCCACAUGGUUCACAAAGCAGAUGACGACUACGCCGACUCGUACAACGCCACAUACACUGUCAGCGGUGACAGUGACACAUAUGGUCAGUCCUCCAACCCCACCGUGGCCUACCCUCCCCCCAGGACACAAACGUACAGGCCCCUGGCCAAGAGCCCGUCGGACAACGGAGGCCCCGGGACCUUCAGGGAGCCCUCCCCCGUGCCACCGCCACCCCCGCCCAAGCCCUCCCUCCUACAGCUGAGGUCCAGAGACAGCGACCGGGAGCGAGACUCGCCCAUGAAUCAGUGGGGCCCUCCCGAUAGGAAAGUGGACACUAGAAAGUACCGCGCUGAACCCAGGAGUAUCUUUGAGUACGAGCCCGGGAAAUCAUCCGUUCUGGAGCAGGAGAGGCCGACCUAUAAGCCAAACCCAGAUGACAUAGAUUUAGAGAACGAGCCUUGGUAUAAGUUCUUUUCCGAGCUGGAGUUCGGCCGUCCGCCUCCUAAAAAACGUCUGGAUUAUAAUCCAGACAUCUGCCCUCGCCGACUCACCGAGACGUCGCUGUACUUCACUCCGACUGCUGACCGGGUUCCAGAGAGGCCGGCGAGUGCUGCCAGUGACUACAGAAAGAGGAGGAAGUCGGAGCCGUCAGGUGACCAGGGCAAGAACCAGGUCUCCCCAAAACCACCGGACCCUUACAGAGGCAGCAGCACACUGAGGAAACCUGCCAUCCGCUCCUCCCCCUCCUCCCCCUCCAAAGUCAAAGGUUUCCUCUCUCACAGUGGGGUGACCACAGAAAAGAUUAGCGGUGGGGACACGUGCGAAAUGACCUACUCCCCCCGUUUGAGCUCUUCCCCGGGCCCGUACCUCCGCUCCCCUCUCUCCCCCAUGCCCUCCAACCUCGCCCACCGUCGCUACGACGACGAUGCCCACCCGGGGGCAGCCUCCUCACCCUCCUCGCCCCUCAAGCGCGCCAUCUGCUUCAAGAACGGCUGGCAGACGCGGCGGCAGGACGCCGAGACAUGGAGCAGCACAGAAGAGGCACCGCCCGCAAAGCUGAAGUCGCGUAGCUGCGACAACCUGCUCAACGACGGGCACCCAGUGGGCACCGGCGGGCACAAGGCUACCCGUUCGGAGAGCGCUGGGUCACUGGUAUUCGACAACCCAUUGGGGCAAACCGCAUCGUCCUCUACUCGCUCCUUGCCUCGCCCGCACCGGCGACGUGCCCACGACGCGCCAGGCUUCCUGAAGCUCUACCGCAAGAUGCACCACAUCGACCGCGCCCAGCUGCUGCCCUCUGACGUCAUCCGCUCAGUCCGUGCCCGCAUCCUGGAGCUGGAGCGCCAGCCUCACCUCUUCCCCCGAAAACUCUCCCCCUGGGGGCCGUCGUGGGGCCUGGAGGUCCCUCGCGAUACGGUGCCAAUGCGCAUCUCCACGUACGAGCAACUCAUCCAGAAGUCCAAGUCCAUGCCCGACUUGGGAGAUAGCGAGGUCCCAUCUGGCGCAACCACGCCUGGUGGGUCAUCGUCCCGUGCCAGUAGUAGCGGGGGAGGAGGCGGCGGGGGCAGGGAGCCACCCGGGUACCCCAAACGCCGUUUCUCCAUUGAGUCUCUGCUAGAAGAGGACAUUAACAACGGGAAUGGGAACGGGACGUCCCAUCACACUUUUGACCACCAUCACACUCACCAGGGGGCGAGGAACCCGCCUGAGGGUCAGCCCCGCCUCGCCCUGGACCCCCACCACCGCGAUUUCCCCGACCCCCUCGUUUAUCGACGCGAAGCUGUCCCGGGGGCCGAAUACUCUGAGUCGGAGCAGGAUGCAGCCGCCUCGGACCUCAGUGACUUUGUCCAAGUCGAAGGAUCCUCCUUCUGCAGCGAGAGCGACUUCGACCACUGCUCGCUCACCUCGUCAGUCGAGAGCUUCUACGGCCCCUCCUCCCACCACCACCUUCGCCACCACCACAGCCACAGCCACCACAACCCCAGUCAUCAGUCUCUCGGUCAGGGUCAGGGCUACCAGCACCGUCACCUCAUCAGCUCGUGUAAAGGACGCUGCCCGGCCUCCAACACCCGCUUCACCACGAUGCUGCGCCACGAGCGGGAGCGGGCCCGCCAGGAGCUCCGUCAGAAACCCCCCCAGACACAGCAAACCAGACACGUGGGAAGGGGAGGGAGCGGAGGGGACCACCAUGCCCUACCCCCCUCGUCCCAAACAGCCCAAACCCAGCAGGGGAUGUCCAAACUGGCCUUCCUCAUCAGUCCUGUGCCUUUCCGAAGGAAAAAGGGGGAUUCUCCACCCACUUCGAGAAGGAGUAGUGGAGGUCGAAGUACCAGGCCCAAGUCUAAAGAAGCCGUCUAUGAAGCUUUGGAUGCGGCCUUGAGGGAUAUCUACGAACACAUCCAAGCGGAGCGGGGCCGGAGUGGCUCUAGGCUACCAGACGAUAGCAUCCUCCGGAGGCUACUGGCUGAGAUCCUCCCGGAUGUGCCCGAGAGGAGCUCCUCGUUGCGGGGACAGAGGGGGAGCCGCAAGGGGGGUCCCUCCUCGAGCUCCUCGUACCCCGACGAGAGUCCAACAGGGUAUGGCUCGUCGCCGCAGCUACAGUCGCCGCUAAGUACCUCUUACAGUCUCCAUACAGACGCCUCCAAUAACGACUAUGGAGAGGAGCCAGGCAACGGCAACGCAGAGCAGGAUGCCUCCAGGGGGUACAACACAACCACCAGCGACGGGGGAGGGGGGCAGACCAAACGAGCCACCCCUGACAGAGAGGUCUCCCAUAAGCAGAUGACCCAACUCAUUCUCUUCUCUCUCCUCCAUCAGAAACAGCCUGCCAGAGCUAUAUAUGACUUUAAGGCACAGACUGCUAAAGAGCUGACGUUCAAGAAGGGCGACGCGGUGAACAUCAUCAGACAGAUUGACAGCAACUGGUACGAGGGGGAGCACCGCGGACGACUGGGCAUCUUCCCCAUCUCCUACAUAGAGAAGAUGGCGUUGCCAGAGAAGCAGCAGCCGAUUAGGCCUCCUCCACCAGCACACGUCAGAGAGAUCGGGGAGGGGGUGGCCCGUUACAACUUCAACGCUGACACUAACGUGGAGCUGUCCCUCCGCAAGGGUGAGCGGGUAGUCUUGCUGAGACAGGUGGACCAGAACUGGUAUGAGGGGAACAUCCCAGACACCACCAAGCAGGGCAUCUUCCCUGCUUCCUACAUAGACAUCGUCAAACGCUCGCCCUCCAAGAGCCCCACCCCCUCCCACCACCCAGACCCACACGGCUACCCGAGCAACAGGACACAGGGCUCCACGCCCACCAAGAGGUUUGUGCAGGAUUCGCUCCAUAGUGGAGGAGACCCGUUCCAGGCCCUGUACAACUAUCUGCCCCGUAACGAGGACGAGCUGGAUCUGAAGGAGGGGGACGUCGUGGACGUCAUGGAGAAGUGUGACGAUGGCUGGUUUGUCGGGACUUCUCGACGGAGCAAGCAGUUUGGAACCUUCCCAGGAAACUAUGUCAAGAAACUAUAAUGAUGAAUCCGGUCCACCCCCGCACCCUCCUUGGACCCUUCCAUCUCCAGCACAACCCACAUUGGACACAACCAACCCGGAGUAAAAUGAAGUUGCUCCUAGACACUGAUUUGGGUCAGUUUUGCACUUUCCCCACCAAUUGGUUAUGGUUAGGAUUGGGGGAGGUGGAGCUGACCCUAGAUCUGUACCUAGGGGAAACCUCACCCCGGAACAACACGCCCCCCACUAUGUCGGGUCAUCCAAGAAGCCUUUCCCAAGCGUGUGCGACAACGUCACAACAAGUGUUUUGUUUUAGCUCUAACUAGCCAACUCUUACAGGAGACUAUUCCACUAACUAAACGGUUCUUUUCUAAAUGAUGGAGGAGAGGUUGAGGAAGAUCCAUACUUUUGUAUUCCUGUCGCCUCAGAUACGGAAGGAAGGGUAGCCAAACAAGAUGGCCACCUUUUUAGUGUUGACAUCUGCUCUUAUUUGAUUCAUUAGAUCUAUUUUCACCCGGUAAUGUAAUAACUUGCAUUGAUAAGUUGAUUGUGUAACAUUCAGAAAGGUCAAAUAUGGUAAAGAGAGAGUUCAAGAUGCCAAGUAAACUGCCACUCAGGAUUGCCUUGACAUCAUCAUGUCAGCCAUGUUUCUUUUCCCUUUUUCCUCAGUGUUAAAUGAAUACAAAGACCCCCCCCUAAGCGUAUUAUCUGUAAUAGAGGGGCUUGUUGGUAUUUUCAGAGCAGUAUUGUCAUAGGACAUUGCAACACAUUUCAAUGUUCAGUCGUUUGGCAAAUGCUCUUAUCCACAUCGCCUUUCAAUAACCAACACGAAACAACCACAGCAUUAUUAGUCAAGAAAUCUUCAUCAGAUGUUACAUUUCAUACACCAACGCAGGAACACUCACCUAUUUCCCCAGUGAAAACGAUGAUGCUGUUUAAUCCAUGAUACCCAAAAGUGUUGCUGGAUACCACGGGAUAGGGUAUGACUUGUUUGGAGGCAAAUACAUUGAUAUUGAAUGCACAUAUAUCCAUCCAGAGCCUUCUAUUCGCACCGGAAGGUUCUGGAUAUCUGCCCGCUAUGCCCGGUCUACAGUCAAUUCCAGUUUCUCAUUAUAGUGUUUGCAAACUCCUAUAUGGAUGAGUUAUUUCAUAUGUGGAAGUGGCAAUCGUUGAUAUUUUAUUUUGAACCCUUCUGUUUGAACAAGUACAGUACAUUUUGUACUUUUGAUGGAAAAUAAUAUUUAUAGAUUUGGGAUUUUAUUGAUUGGUUGACUUGGCGUUUUAUCCUUUUUCUCACGUAAAAUGUCUGAGUACACUACGGAUUUUACAAGUGAAAGCUAGAUUGGAUUGUCGACAGGGCUUUAGGAGUUUGAUACCGUUGGGAAAAACAUAUGCAAAAGCAACUAGUUUCCCCACUUUUUUCUGUAUGUAUAGAUGUUUAUAAUGGGAAAAGUAUUGAAUAUUGAUAAAACGUCAUGUAGAUGUCUCCGUCCAUAGAUAUAACUCAUGGAAUGGAUGGAGCAACAUCAGUUUCUCAGCUUACUUUGUGUACUUUUCUUUUAUUUGAAGUGGCCUAAAGUGAAGUGUACUUUUGGCUCAUUUCAACCACAGCAAAUCCCCUUGCCAUGUUUAAGAUAACGAGACAAUAGCUCACAUUUGUUCCCAGCCAAGUCUGACAUUUUACUUUUGUCAAUAUACAACAAAUGUUCAGGUCUCAACAAUAAAACAACCCUCCUUUUUGAAA